AUGGAGCAAGGGAGAAUGUUAUUUGAUGCAUCAGCUUACAUGUUGUUCGAGGCCACCGGCGAUUCCGAAGAGCAGGAUUCCGGCGCCGCGGCGGCGGCGGAGGAGGAUGAUGCGCAGUCGUGCAGCUACAGCUCCUCCGCCCGGCUCUAUGAGGCGGUUCACGGCGGCGAGGAUACUCGCGCCGCGCAAUUUGAUAAUUACUUCGGCGACGACGACGACGGCGGAGGAGGAAGCGACGAAGAGGACGGCGUCGUCGAUCAAUGCCGCUGUCGCGCGGCGGUGGAGCCGGCGAAGGGUUGCGAAGAAUCGAUGAGGAAUGAGAGAGACGGGGAUAGGCUCUUCUGGGAGGCGUGUUUGGCGUCUUAG
Molecule: messenger RNA, 366 nt
Organism: Salvia splendens (bonfire salvia)
Lineage: Eukaryota; Viridiplantae; Streptophyta; Magnoliopsida; Lamiales; Lamiaceae
Exons: 1
Coding region: 1-366 (121 amino acids)
Source: RefSeq, a predicted model, not a curated record